This is a messenger RNA of Parascedosporium putredinis, 741 nucleotides long. The record is from the annotation of a GenBank genome assembly. NCBI's taxonomy places the organism in Eukaryota, Fungi, Ascomycota, Sordariomycetes, Microascales, Microascaceae.
AUGACAGAAUCACAAACCCCAUCCCGGGAGACAUCCAAUUCAUCCUCGGCGUCGACGAAGCCGGCCGCGGCCCCGUCCUCGGCCCCAUGGUCUACGCCGUCUUCUACCUCCCAAAACCCUUUCCGACCCCUCCUCCGCGAAACCCACCACUUCGACGACUCCAAGGUCCUCACCCCGUCCUUCCGCGCCGAGCUCAUGUACACCAUCUGCCGCCCCGACACCACCCCGGACUCCCUCCACCACGCCUGCGGCUGGGCCACCAAGGCCCUCUCCGCCCGCGACAUCUCCGCCGCCACCCUCCGCGCCGACGCCACCUACAACCUCAACGCCCAGGCCUUUGACGCCACCGUCGAGCUCAUCCGCGGCGUCCUCGCCCGCGGCGCUAAGCUCCAGCGCCUCUUCCCCAACGCCAAGGUCACCGUCGCCAAAAAGGCCGACAGCCUCUACCCCUGCGUCAGCGCCGCCUCCGUCUGCGCCAAGGUCACCCGCGACGUCGCCCUCGAGGUCGCCUGGGCGGCUCACGUCGCCGCCACCACCACCACCACCACCACCGGUAUGCCGCCAGAGCUGGAGCACCGCCAAGGACAUGCUCGAGGCCAAGUCCCCGUCAAGGUCGACUGGCCCAUGGAUGACGACGGCGAGACUGCCCGCGUCACGGAUUACUUUGGCGCCUCUACGAACGAAGAUGCGGACGAGCUCGCCACGUGGUAUGGCACUCCCGCUGGGCUUGAGGCGUUCUAA